Molecule: messenger RNA, 5328 nt
Organism: Grus americana (Whooping crane)
Lineage: Eukaryota; Metazoa; Chordata; Aves; Gruiformes; Gruidae
Gene: ARL8B
Product: ADP ribosylation factor like GTPase 8B
Exons: 7
Coding region: 198-758 (186 amino acids)
Biological process (GO): anterograde axonal transport; protein transport
Cellular component (GO): lysosomal membrane
Molecular function (GO): GTP binding; GTPase activity
Source: RefSeq, a predicted model, not a curated record
GGUGCGGGGCGGCGCGGGGGUCCGGCGGCGGCGCGGCGUCUCUUGGUGCGCCUCGCGGGCCGUGCCGAGGCGUCAUAUGACCGUGGCGCGGGGGCGAGCCGGGCCGUGUGGGAGCGUGCGGGUGUCCGACAGCCGCCGCCGCCGCCGCCAGUGCCCGGGCCGAGCCUGCCAGUGCCCCCGGCCCGCCCGCCGCCGCCAUGCUGGCGCUGCUCUCCCGGCUGCUGGACUGGUUCCGCUCCCUCUUCUGGAAGGAGGAGAUGGAGCUCACCCUGGUGGGGCUGCAGUACUCGGGCAAGACCACCUUCGUCAACGUCAUCGCGUCAGGUCAAUUCAGUGAAGAUAUGAUUCCUACUGUGGGCUUCAACAUGAGAAAAGUUACGAAGGGUAAUGUUACAAUAAAGAUUUGGGAUAUAGGAGGGCAACCACGAUUCCGAAGCAUGUGGGAGCGAUAUUGCAGAGGAGUUAAUGCUAUUGUCUACAUGGUAGAUGCUGCAGAUCGUGAAAAAAUAGAAGCCUCUCGAAAUGAGCUGCACAAUCUUCUAGAUAAGCCACAGUUACAAGGGAUCCCUGUUCUAGUACUUGGAAAUAAGAGAGACCUUCCUAAUGCUUUGGAUGAGAAACAGCUAAUUGAAAAAAUGAACCUUGCUGCUAUUCAGGACAGAGAAAUCUGCUGCUACUCAAUUUCGUGCAAAGAGAAAGAUAAUAUAGAUAUCACGCUUCAGUGGCUUAUUCAGCAUUCAAAAUCUAGAAGAAGCUGAAGUCUUCCUGGAAUCUCCAGUACCAGUUGGCCAUAAUCUCAAUUGUCCACUUCCCUCCAUAAUGAGAUAUUACCCAAAAAUCCUGUAUCAAGAAUCUGCCUUUUCACGGUUCAUUUCUCAUGUGCACUGCUGAAGACUUGUAUUCCUAUUCUGUCACAAAACAACUAGAGUUGUCAUGAUAAAGUCAGCACAAAUAUUUAUUUUACAACCAUCUGUGGUGGGUGGGUUGUGGGGGGGCUUUUUAAAAAAAAAUCUCUCUACCAUGUUAACUAUGAUGGUACACUCUGUUCUGGUUUUUCAGGGCCAGGUUUUUAUAUGAUUUUCAGCAAGUGUUUUAUUUCUAGUGUUUAGUGGCUUGAAGAUGCUGAUGCUUGACAGCAUUAAGAUUCUGUAAGAUGCCACAUACAGUAGUUAGAAAACAUUUAAGCGUGAGUUGUGGGAUACUGAUUUAUCUCACAAAUGCAUGUGAUGUGUGUAUGUAAGCAGAGAAAUGGAAACUGUUUGCAGAGGGGAGCACAAGGCAUAGAUCAGCAUCACUAAUCUACAGCUGAGAUCUUACCCUGUCACUUGAAAAAGAAAACUCUCAUGAUGAAUUAGGAAAGAGUCAACUGUUUAAAAUCAUUUUGUUGCUUCUGUUUAACAUUUGUGCGGGGGAUGGGGAUGGACUGUUUUGUCAAGCUUACAAAAAUUGGAGUAUUCCAGCAUGAAAACAAAUUGCUAGGAACAUCAGACUUUGUUCAAAUACAUUUUUCUAUCUACAGAUACUAGUGGUCUCUAUCUGAAACCAGAACACACAUUCUGAGCAGCUGCAUGACACUUAAGUUACUGGUGUUUUUGUAUAGAGUCAGUCGACCUUUAGCACAAUAUCUAUGUAAUUGUCUAGUGUCUCUCCUGCUCAUGAAAUGGCUGGGCACAGUUUCACCUGGUGCUAUGGAAUAUCUAGGCUAUUGUGACAACUCUAGACCUGCCUGCUUUCUUGAUGUAACCAUGUGCAAAGUCUGUAAGUUGCAAGAUGAAAUGUUCUACUGUGUCAAAGCACAAGAGAGCCAAUGAAUCGAUCCUGUUUCUUGACUAGCUCCUACAGUAUAGGGAAGUAUGUACAAACUAAAGAUUGUAAUGUUUUUGUAGCUUUACUUUCUCAAUGACUUCAGUAUAUUUAAAGGAACAGACUUAAGACUGGUUUGUUCAUACAGUAAUGUCAGUGUAGCUUACUAGUGUAUGCAAAUACAUCGUACACCUGCUUGUGUUGCCUCACACUGUGUGUGAUUCUUCACCUAAAUGUAGUUUGCAUUGUGUCAGAGCCUUUGGUUGGAAACACCGUGUAGUCCAUAUCAGUUACGACAAGCCAGUUUUAACUUAGACUGCCAUGGCCUUACUGUUCUGUACCAACUAUCGCGCUGUUGCACAGACACUACGUGCUGCCUGCAUUCGGUCUGAACUUGCAUUUUAACUUUUUGUCCCCUUUCAGUUCUCUGAAGCAUGAUUUCAGUUAAUUCAUACUCUGGUGCUGUAGAGGAGAGGGUAUAUUAACUUGCUACUGUAGUCCCUAGUUCACCAGGAACUGCUACAGUUACUUUUAUUUAGCAAACUUGCUUGUGCCUAAAUAAGGAAAAUAAACUAGAAUGUGUGAAUCUUUGUGGGGGACCAGGUCACUGUUUAGUUAACUGGCCUAUAGCUAAACUUGAUGUGUUUGGUGUUUAUAUACUUCACUGCUUUCAGCGUUUAUGGCAUCCAAACACUACCAAUUGUUAACCUGUGCAUUACUCUCUGCAUGUGAACAACUUAUACAAUUACUGAACUUUGUAAAUACGUGAAUUUUUUUAUUUAGGUGGAUGCAUAUGUUGGUUUACUGCUCUUCAGCUUUAUUCAAUAAACUUAUGUUUUGAGGGUUGUAUUGACACUUAACUGACUUGAGUUGAUGUGGCUUAACUCAUGGAAAUAUGUUAUGGGAUAUCCGUCUCCUCUCCCACAAGAUUACAGUGUAGGAAGAAGGCUCGGUAAAUACCUGAGCUUCUUCAUGUUCUGUGCUUCAACUAUUCAAGUGAAAUGCCUAUAAAACUACCUUCCAGGCCUGGGGCUUUCUCAGUUUACACGAGCAAGCUUAGCUAGUCGCUCUCAGCAGACUUUGGUGCUUUUUUAUGUUUAUGAAAAGCACUGGGCAGCUGAAGGGUCUUGAGUAGGGGCGGCCUUCUGGAGCUCUGUUUUCAGGAGAAAAAUGCAUGUGUCUACAAGCUUGUUUCUUGUUGUCAAGCCUAGAGUAAAACCUUUGCUUUUCUAGCACAAGUGUCAGAUCUAGGCAGUGCCUGAUCAUUCACUGCCAAUUAAAGUGUAAAGGUUCAUAUCUCAUUGGAAAGUGAGGCUUUCCUUGACUGAGGUCUUGAACAAAAUCUUUGUCGUGAUUGUAGUAUGAAGUUAUGCUGACUGUUCUUCCCAAAUACUUUGCUGCAUUAAUUUCUCUUGGGUCACCAAUUAACUUACAGGACCGUAUGUCAACAUCUUCCAAGUAACGGUAACAAAUUGCAUGUCUUCUCUUCACGGCCUGUCUCCAUGUAAGCUUUCAGACUGACUGAGCUGUAGCAGGUUAGUUUUUAGGCCUGAGUACUGGUCACUUAGCAUCCUUCAGGUGUAACUCGGCUGGUGGGAAGGACUAAUGAACUGUUGAGUAAAAGAUCAUGUGCAUAUUUCUUCAGUUGAUGGGGUUUCCUGCAUGCAAAACAAGCUACCUGUAGUUAGCAUUCAAAGCAAAAUGCCACUUGAUGCAAAACCUGAAAACAGUGUUGCUGCUGUAAGAUUUGUCACCCUGGUUGGUCUGAUACCAGUACUAAUGACUUAAAUCAGCUGUGGUGUGAACUUGGCCAACAGCUGCUUGCUUGAUGUGGUGUUUAAGUAAGAGUUUCUACUUCUAAAUGUAACUGGCAAGGAGAGGUACGCUGGCCACCUGUGAUGUGUGUACUCUUAAAGUACAUUUGCAUUACUUCCCGAGAUGACUCCACCUAGGUUUUCACAGCCAUCCUUGUAUGGUUCUUCCAGAUGCCUUUAGUUACUCACAUGGCGGAAAUGUAGACCUUGAAGACACUAUUUGAAUCCGGUGCAGAGGAUUACACUUUUCUUUUUGAGGGCUUGAUUAACUUCCCAACUACCUUCAUUUUGAAACAGAAGGGAUGUGUAGUAAGUCUUUCCAGAGGUGAGGCUGUUCUUGCCACCUUUCAGCCUUGGACUGAAAAAACUACUUGCUCACCUGGCACAGUGAAGUCCAAGGUCAGACCUUUUCUGUUCUAGUAAAGGUGUGGAACCUAAGGUAGGCAUUAGCAGUCUUGUCUGCUGAACUUGCUGUCGGUUUUGCUCCAUACAAGUGAUCACUCUUACUGAUCAUAAAACAGUGCGUCUCUAGACUAGACUAGGAAGAAACGUUUGUGCGUACAGCCACAGCACCGCGCUGUGUGAAAGUUUUCCUUGGAGCAUUAAAGUCCUAUGAACUCAAGUGUAGAUGGUGGUUUCUUAAGUGCAAUUACAGUGCAGCGUAAUUCUCAUCAUCGCCCCGAGUACAGCUGAGUGUCCUAGCAGCUGCACAGAGCAAUUCUGUACUACCACUUGGCAACAUGAAAAAUCCACAAUGUGGAGCUGUUUUGUGGUCUGUGGAACUAAUAAUCUAGUUUCUUACCAAUGUGUGCUUUCUCUUUGCAUCUUUAUGGAAGCAGGUUGGGAAGAUGGUCCUUUUUGGAUGCUGACAUACAACUGCAUAAUCUUCACUUUCUGGUAGAAGAAAGGAGGCCAAAGAAAAUGCCUUAAACAGUCUCUCUGGUUAAAUGAAUAGGAAUGUUGUGCAGGGAUCUAUAAUAACUUGAAGUAUGACUUAGCUGGAUUAUCAAGCUUUUAACUUUUCUAAUGCUUAAUUUUAUAGUUACUGUGGCUGUGCACUAGCAUGUUGUGAUUUGCUUUGUGCGUGUUUACUGAAUGUGAAAGAAAUGUGCUCCCUCCUGGUAGCAUGCCCCAGCGCUGCUCCAUGCUGGCUUGCUUUUGCACUGACCCUGACUAGAGAGAGCCAUGUGAAUUCUGAAUAGGGCGUCUAAAUCAGGUUACUUGAGCUGUCUUGCUGAGAGCGGUGCAUUGCUGAUCACAGGAGCAGCAAAGCAAUGAAUCGUGUUAAAGAAGUCAUGUGUGAAUGCCCGAGACUAGUCUGUGCUUCAGGACUUUUAUUCCCAAAACAUGAGUGUGGAAGGACUUGUCUCACUAAACCGUAAACCUUCAAUGAGUAGUCUACAGCUUUAGGAGUACCGAUGCUGAACGUUAAAGUAUGCCUUGGUGAAACAUCGGGGGGGGGUGGGUUCUUUUACAUGUCACUGAAAUGAUAAAGAUGGAAUGGCAGUCAAGGGGGUAUGCACAUACUCUUUUAAAGGAGAAGUAAAAUAUUUGAUGUUUUUUUUUCUGUCACAGUGGAAGGUGGGUAAGUAGACCUUUGUGCCAGGAUUAGUGCCUUUUAAUUAUGACAGUACAGGUUUUAUUCUGUUAAAGGCAACAUCUAUCAUUGUGACCGUUUUGAAGUGCUUCAAUAAAGUGUUGUUGAAAACCA